UCAAACACUGUUCAUUUCCUGUUUAUAGUGUGUCAACGUGUAGAUUGUGAUUACACAUGAAAUAGGCUCUUAUUUGAUGAGUUAAUCAUUCAGCUAAUUGCCCAGAUUAGCUAAAGACAUUGCUGUUAAGAGACAUAUACACUUGUUUGGGCUUUCUCCAGCAAAAAUGGAUCCCUAUGCAUGGAUGUGUUGUAUUUGUUUAUGUUUAUGGUGUGUAAGUUUUGGAAAUGGAAUUCCAGUAAACCCAUUAAAAGUUCGGAAUCCGGCAGACGAUGCAAAGGCAGACAAUGCAAUUGAUUCAGACAAUUUGAGACCGCUUGAAAACGAUCAGAAUAAAAAUAACCUUCUCUACAUACGUAAAGACGAGAAUCUUCCUUUGGAUAAACUGAAACCAGUCGACCACAUCGAUGCGGUUAAGAUGGAACAAGAUGGACAUAUCAACAAAGAGUAUCAUAAAGAACUAUUUUUAGGCAAUCACGAGGAGUUUGAAAAGGAAGGAGAAGACUCUACGGCAAAACUGUUGGAUAUCUUCACGAGAGUGGAUUCUGACAAAGAUGAGCACUUGAGUGAGGCUGAGAUGGAGGCAUGGAUUAUGCAGAAGAUGCAAGAACAUUUUGAUGAAGCUCUGCAGGAAAAUGAUGAGGUUUUCAAGCAUCUGGACCCAGAUGAGAAUGGUGUGGUGCACUGGAAGGAAUACUACACACAUUUCCUGCUGGCCAAAGGCUAUGAGGAGACGCGGGCCAAGAGACAUGUCCAGGACUAUGAUGAGAUCGAACUGGAUUCAGAUGCCAAGGAGGAACUCGUCCGCUACAAGUUCCGCUGGACAGAUGCCGACAUUGACCCAGCAGACAACCAGUUGAACAAGACUGAGUUCCUUGGGUUCCGACACCCUGAACAGAGUGACAAGACAAUCAGCACUAUGGUGUACAGCAUCAUGAACAGCAUGGACUCAAACGAAGAUGGCACGUUGUCACUGUCGGAAUUCAUAGCAUUGCCCCCUGGUGACGUGGAAGGAGAUGACUUCCGUGAGAUGGAUGUCCACUGGCAGGAGGAGCGCAAAGCUGAAUUUAAGGAUGCCAUUGACCAGGACAAGGAUGGAAAGGUCACUUCAAAGGAACUCAAAGCAUAUCUGGACCCACGAAACCCAAUUCAAGCACUCAUGGAGUCAAGGAAUCUGAUCUCCCUUAUGGACGAGGACAAAGACAAGAUGGUAUCCAAGGAUGAAAUGCUGAAACACAAGGACAUCUUCAUCUCCAGCAAGAUCGUCGACUUUGCAGCCAACGUACAUGACGAAUUCUGAAAACAUUGAGCUACAAAUGGUAUUUUUGUACAUAUAUGAAAUUCUUAUGAAUAUGUCCCUCUAAAAUUUGAUUGCCUUACUUGUUUCUCAAUCCAUAGGUUUAGCGGGAAUAUAACUAGGAAGAAAGGCAACAUAUAACCUUUGACUUAAGAAAUUUUCUUCGAGCUAAACUUGUGGAUUCAGAACAUGUUUCAAGAAAAGGCCGUCAGGUGUUAGAGGUAUUCUUCCAAGAAUUUUUAUCAUUGUUAAUUAUGUUCCAAAUUCGUGGACGUGUGAGAAUGAGUCAGUGUUAUAAACACAGACACACAUACACAUGCACACACACACACACACAAUAUAUAUGUAUAUUUUGACUUGUGAGAGUGGCUCAUAUAUAUUUAGUUGAGUAUGUGAGAGGGGUUUGCUGCAGUUGGCAAACAUUUAUGAUUUGACAUUUGUUGAAGAUUUAAUAGUAUUGUUUGUAGAGACAGACUUAUGAAGAUUAUGAUGGUUGUCAAUGUCACAAUGUAUUUGGUAAAUCAAAUUGUCCUGUACAUCAUAUUGUUUUGUUUGAUGGACAGUGGUAGUAGCUUUAUGCAAUCAACAUAUGACCCAAAUCAAGAUAUUUUUUUUUUUAAAAGAGAGAAAUUACUGAUUUUUAAGUAUAAAUUUAAUUUAUGUUUGUUUUAGCCAGAUGUGAUCUCUCUUUGUGUCAUUUCAUAUAAUACCUCCUCAGGAGAAGUAUGUUCAAAUUCAUAAUCUUUGAAUCCAUCUUGAGCUUCUAAAAAAUGAUCAGAGGAAAAUGUUUACAUUACUAAUGUUCUUGUCCUGCCAUGGUUUGAGUGUGUGGGAUUUAAUUUUGAUCGGUGUGAUGAGGAAUUUUAAUUUAUUUUAAUUCAAAUUCUUGCUGUCAAUUGUUGCAGAGUGGGUCAAUGAGUUGGUCUUGUGGGUUCCUGGGUUUCAGCUGCUAAUUUGAGCUUUAUAAGCCUCUAUGUUGAAAUAGUUAUAUCCAGUGUUUAAAACUCCCGAAAUUCCAAGCUAGACAGCUGGACUGGUAACAAUAAUAAUUACCAGUCCGGAUACAAACUUGCUCGUCCGGUUUUCAACAAU
Messenger RNA from Haliotis rubra (blacklip abalone), 2389 nucleotides. Its product is annotated as 45 kDa calcium-binding protein-like. Gene Ontology annotation, molecular function: calcium ion binding. Gene Ontology annotation, cellular component: endoplasmic reticulum. The coding region runs from base 167 to 1300 and encodes 377 amino acids. Gene Ontology annotation, biological process: calcium-ion regulated exocytosis. The transcript is spliced from 6 exons. The record is from RefSeq and is a predicted model, not a curated record. NCBI's taxonomy places the organism in Eukaryota, Metazoa, Mollusca, Gastropoda, Lepetellida, Haliotidae.